AUGUGGAACCUGUGGAUAAAGAGAGCUGACUGUAUGGAGACCCAGGUGGCCUCUCUUGAGAACCAGAGCACAGGCGGCAGAUUGACCUGGAGCAGCAUGAAGCAGAGCUGGGGACUGAAGCUGUUCUUCCUGGGAGCCGUGGUCCUCAUAGAGGCUGAUUCAUGUCCCUCCACAGCAUGCGGGCAGCGAGGCCCUGGUCCCCCUGAGCCUCAGGAGGGAAACACGGUGCCUGGCGAGUGGCCAUGGCAGGCCAGCGUGAGGAGGCAGGGCAUCCACAUCUGCAGUGGGUCCCUGGUGGCAGACACCUGGGUCCUCACUGCAGCCCACUGCUUUGAAAAGGAGGCAAUGACAGAACUGAACUCCUGGUCAGUUGUCCUGGGUUCUCUGCAGCAUGAAGGUCUGAGCCCAGGGGCUGAGGAGGUGGGGGUAACAGCUCUGCAGCUGCCCAGGGCCUACAACCACUACAGCCAGGGUUCAGACCUGGCCCUGCUCCGGCUCGCCCACCCCGUGGCCCACACACCUCUCUGCUUGCCCCGACCUGCCCAUCGCUUCCCCUUUGGGACUUCCUGCUGGGCCACUGGCUGGGAUCAGGACACCAAUGAAGCUCCCAGGACCCUACGGAAUCUGCGCCUGCGUCUAAUCAGCCGCCCCACGUGUAACUGUCUCUACAACCGCCUACACCAGCGGUCACUGGCCAGUCCGGCCCGGCCCGGGAUGCUGUGUGGGGGUCCCCAGCCUGGGAUGCAGGGGCCCUGUCAGGGAGAUUCCGGGGGUCCUGUGCUGUGCCGCGAACCUGAUGGACACUGGGUUCAAGCUGGGAUCAUCAGUUUUGCAUCAAGCUGUGCCCGGGAAGACACUCCUGUGCUGCUGACCAACAUGGCUGCUCACAGCUCCUGGUUGCAGGCUCGAGCUCAGGGGGCAGCCUUCCUAACCCAGAACCCAGAGACCCCGGAGAUCAGUGAUGAGGACAGCUGUGUAGCCUGUGGAUCUCUGAGGAGAGAAGGCCCUCAGGCGGGAGCUCCCUCCCCGUGGCCCUGGGACGCUAGGCUGAAGCACCAAGGGAAGCUAGCUUGCGGUGGAGCCCUGGUGUCAGAGGAGGUGGUGCUGACUGCUGCCCACUGCUUCAUUGGGCGCCAGACCCCAGAGGAAUGGACGGUAGGCCUUGGGGUUGGCCCAGAGGAGUCGGGCCUGAAGCAAGUCAUCCUGCAUGGGGCGUAUACCCACCCGGAGGGGGGCUAUGACGUGGCCCUCCUGCUGUUGGCCCAGCCUGUAACCCUGGGCCCCAGCCUGCGGCCCCUCUGCCUGCCCUACUCGGACCACCACCUGCCUGAUGGGGAACGCGGCUGGGUCCUAGGGCUGGCCCGCCAAGGAGCAGACACCAGCUACCCUCAGACAGUGCCUGUGACCCUCCUGGGGCCCAGGGCCUGUAGCCGCCUGCAUGCAGCCCUCGGGAGCACUAGCAUUCUGCCGGGGAUGGUGUGUACCAGUGUUGUGGGCGAGCCGCCCGGCUGUGAGGGCCUGUCGGGGGCACCGCUGGUGCACGAGGUGAGGGGCACAUGGUUCCUGGCUGGGCUGCACAGCUUCGGAGAUGCCUGCCAAGGCCCCGCAAGACCUGCUGUCUUUGCAGCACUCCCCACCUAUGAGAACUGGGUCAGCAGUUUGGACUGGCAGGUCUACUUCGCUGAGGAGCCCGAGCCCGAGCCUGAGCCCAGAAGCUGCGCGGCUAACAUGAGCCAGCCAACCAACUGCUGA
Rangifer tarandus platyrhynchus (Svalbard reindeer) is the source of this 1752-nucleotide messenger RNA. Lineage: Eukaryota; Metazoa; Chordata; Mammalia; Artiodactyla; Cervidae. The record is from the annotation of a GenBank genome assembly.